Messenger RNA from Hermetia illucens (black soldier fly), 1715 nucleotides. Its product is annotated as probable cytochrome P450 9f2. The record is from RefSeq and is a predicted model, not a curated record. The coding region runs from base 64 to 1656 and encodes 530 amino acids. NCBI's taxonomy places the organism in Eukaryota, Metazoa, Arthropoda, Insecta, Diptera, Stratiomyidae. The transcript is spliced from 3 exons. Gene Ontology annotation, molecular function: oxidoreductase activity, acting on paired donors, with incorporation or reduction of molecular oxygen; iron ion binding; heme binding.
AACAGACUACUCGCGAUAGCCGCGCAACUAGUGUUGUUUGCAUCCACAUUAACCAGUGAAGCAAUGUUCGUUUCCAUAUUUAUUUCGGUUUGUUUAAUUGUUGUAUUCAUAUUCUACCGGCAACAUGUUCAGGAAAAACGGGUCAAAUAUUUCAAAGACCGCGGCAUUGUGAUGCAGAAAUCAGAAUUCUUCAUUAAGGAACUGUGGACUGUCCUAACAAACAAUAUCACUCUCCUUAUCAAUCAAAUGUAUGAAAAAUAUAAAAGUGAAAGAAUUAUCGGAUUUUUCAACUCAGGCAUACCCCAGUGCUUUGUACUCGAUCCUGUUAUCAUCAAGCAAAUCACGGUCAAGGAUUUUGACCACUUUGUAGACCAUUUAAGCUUUCUGGAUUUUUAUCACGACCCAUUUUUUGGGAACACCCUUAUCUCAUUAAAAGGCAAGCGAUGGCGUGAUAUGCGAUCUUCGUUAAGUCCAGCAUUCACAGGAAGUAAAAUGCGAUCUAUGUUCCAAUUGGUGCAACAAUGCAGUCAACAAAUGGCCCAAUACUUUUUAGAGCAAUGUAAUCAAAAUGGACCACAUUCAUAUGAUAUGAAAGAUAUUUAUUCAAAGUUUACCAAUGAUGUAAUUGCAUCGUGUGCCUUUGGUUUGAAAUGUGAUACAUUCCGUGAACCAGAAAAUGAGUUCUUCAAAAUUGGGAAAAAAGUAGCAAAUUUCCAAAGUCCUUGGAAUUUAUUUAAACUUAUAAUCUACAGAAUGAUUCCUUUCCGGAAUGUUGCAAAACUUUUAGACGUGAAACUCUUAGAUGACAAAAGUAGAAAUACUUUCACAAAGAUAAUUUUCACUUCAAUGAAAACUCGAGAGGAAAGGAAAAUUUUUCGACCCGAUAUGAUCAACUUAUUGAUGGAACUAAAGAAAGGACAAUUGCAAGCUAGUGCUGAAAUAGAAGCCAAUAAAAGCAUAGCUGCAGUGGAUGAACAUAUCAAUCUAUCAACAGAACCAAAACAGACUUGGACGGAUGAUGAGCUAAUUUCCCAAUGCUUCAUAUUUUUCUUAGCUGGUUUCGAUACCAGCUCCACGUUGAUGACCUUCACCGCAUAUGAGUUAGCACUCAACCCGAAUGUUCAAACAAAGCUUUUAGAGGAAAUUGAUCGGAUCAACAUUGAUUUGGCAGGAAAGCCAUUAGAUUACGACCACCUUCAAUCAAUGACUUAUAUGGACAUGGUGAUUACAGAAACUCUACGGAAAUGGCCACCUGUGGCCAUAACAGAUCGACUUUGCAUUCGAGAUUAUAAUUAUCAAGGGGAGGAUGGUUUUCAAUUUAGAAUAGAAAAGGGGACCGACCUUCUCAUUCCCAUUUAUUCAUUACAAAGCGAUCCAGAAUAUUUUCCUGAACCUGAUAAAUUUCAUCCGGAGCGCUUCAGUAGUGACAGUAAAUCAUCAGUAAAUUUGGGUGUUUAUAUUCCCUUUGGUAUUGGACCAAGGAACUGUAUUGGUUCCCGUUUUGCUCUGAUGGAAACCAAAUCGAUUAUUUAUCAUUUGCUUCUAAAUUUCACCUUUGAUUUGUGCGAGAAAACUCAAAUUCCAAUAAAAUUGAAGAACACCAUGGGGGGAGUGUUACCAGAUAAAGCCGAAAUAUUACUGCGGCCGAGACAUUAACGGUGCGGAUUUCUUUUUCCGGCAGACCUUUUCGGUUGCGAUAUUUCAUUCUAUAAUUU